Molecule: messenger RNA, 534 nt
Organism: Phlebotomus argentipes
Lineage: Eukaryota; Metazoa; Arthropoda; Insecta; Diptera; Psychodidae
Product: pulmonary surfactant-associated protein A-like
Exons: 2
Coding region: 33-500 (155 amino acids)
Source: RefSeq, a predicted model, not a curated record
AGUUGUUUAGUCUUCUCCGCGCUUUUGUAGAGAUGAAGUUGAUUUUGGUGCUUCUUCUGCUCAUCAAAGAGUAUUCAGCUGAGGAUUUCAAUACUAUCUCGCUGCAGGGCAAAAUAAUCCAUAUCAGCACUGAAAUGGUCGAUUGGUAUGGUGCAACUGAUAAAUGCGGGGAAAAUCAGUGGGAGAUGCUGACCAUUAAAUCACCUGAAGAAAACACAGCUGUUCAUCAGAUUAUCAAGGAUUUUCCGUCAGACGUUUUAAUUGGCGGCUACAGAUUUGAUGGGGAGAAAACUUGGCACUGGGCGAACGAUCGAAGAGCAGCAGUGAAUUAUUCUAAUUGGCAGCAAGGUGAACCGAAAUUGGACACCAGUGAGGAGCCUAGAAUUUACUGCAUUUACAUGCAACCCAGUGAUGGACAGUGGAAAUCUCAAUGGUGCGCUGAAGAGGCUCCGUUCAUUUGUCAAGACACUCAAUAUAUUGAUGAAAUAGACGAUAAUUGAGCACAAAAGUCAACGGAGAGAAGUCUUGAUGUGU